Messenger RNA from Ceratosolen solmsi marchali, 968 nucleotides. Its product is annotated as CCHC-type zinc finger nucleic acid binding protein. The record is from RefSeq and is a predicted model, not a curated record. Gene Ontology annotation, molecular function: nucleic acid binding; zinc ion binding. Lineage: Eukaryota; Metazoa; Arthropoda; Insecta; Hymenoptera; Agaonidae. The transcript is spliced from 3 exons. Bases 136 to 621 code for a protein of 161 amino acids.
CCGGUCCGGUCUUUUGCCUCUUGUGGUUGCGGCGCGUGUCUGGCCUCUGCAACGGUAACUCGUUGAGUCGUACGACUCUUCUUAUCUUCGUCCUCAUCUGCUUGCCGUAGGGGCUGGAAAAAAGAUUAAUAAACAAUGAGUUCCAGCGCGUGUUACAAGUGUAAUCGAAUGGGCCACUUUGCCAGGGAAUGCCCUCAAGGUGGUGCUACUAGUGGACGAGGAGAUCGUCGCGAUCGUGAUGUCGGUUUUGGUCGAGGCCGUGAAAAAUGCUUCAAAUGCAAUCAAUAUGGUCAUUUCGCACGUGAGUGCAAGGAGGAUCAAGAUCUUUGCUACCGCUGCAAUGGAGUUGGACAUAUUGCAAAAGACUGUCAACAGUUUCAACAUGUUGGUUAUCAGGGGCCCGAGAUGAGUUGUUACAACUGCAACAAAACUGGACACAUUGCUCGCAGCUGCCCGGAGAAUAGCAACGACUCUGGCCGUUUCACGAUGCAGAGUUGCUACACCUGCAACAAGGCGGGACACAUCGCGCGCAACUGUCCCGAGGGCGGCAGCAAGACCUGCUAUAUCUGCCACAAGACCGGUCACAUAAGCCGGGAGUGCGACCAGGACGAGAGGAAGUAGGAGACUGCUGAAAUCCGUGCCGCUCGCUUAAACGAUAACGACAGCCGCCGUUUACCGUCUCGCGUGCGCGCGCCACUGCCAGGGAUUUUGUAGCUAGGUAGGGAUGCAAACAAAACACAUGUGUCUUUUGCUAAACGAUUGUUUUGUGAAAGUCUCAAAUAUCCAUCUCUCCGAUGCUCCCAAGAGUCCUGGAUCAGUUUCUCCGUCUCAUUAUUCUCUCAAUGCCCAUUCCUAGACCCCAAUCCCUUCUUAAAAGAAAAAAUAAGAUAAAUGAAAUCCCUUAUGCGAUUCCUGCAGUUUGUUUGCAUUUAACGACUCGAGUCGUUAUCAGUAAGCGUUCGAGUUUU